AUGGACAUGUUGUCACCUGACCAGUACACCUUCUACUACUUGCGAAGGCAAUCCUACUCAGCAUUAGUGACCUUGGAUGCUGUGGGAGGUUCUAGUCCGCAGACUUUCACAUGUCCUCUGAGCAAGUGUGUCUGUGAAGGUUGUUCUGGUUCCCUCAUCUACCAUUUGUCCGUCGAUGCCGUGCUGUACGAUUUAGAUGGCCCUCGAAAAAUCGUCCACGCGCAGAAGAACUGUACUUCCCGUUCUUGCCGGGCUUCUUAUGGCUACAACUAUCGCUGGGAAGCAGGCAAGAAGGUGAACGUCCUUGGCAUGAAGGAUUUUCAGGACAACAUUCUGUUUGUGAACUCGAAGAAGGCCUUUUCUUUGAAAUACAUCCAGUAUCAUGAAGAACUUCUGUUCCGUGGUCAUCUCUCAAGUGCUGCUGUGUCGUGCGCUUACCACGUUGUCCACGGAGAUUCCCAAGAGUCAAUCCUUCAGAACUUUGACAAGCUGCAUGCGUCUGCGUUGUUCUACUACAUGGCUGUGAGGGAGUUCGAGAUGUUGGGCCUGCGUCAGGAGAUCAUGAUCGAACAGGAGAUCCAAGAUACCCAUCUUGACCUCUACGAUUCCUUUUGCCACUCAUCUACCUUUCCUCCACACAAGCGUCAGCAGGUGAAGACCUUAGUCCUUGAUGGAAACCAGAAGCUGAAGAUGCAGUGUGAUAUGGCGCCAAUGAAGCGCGCAGGCCGUCCUAGGAAGUCUGAGCACACCACCGGGCACUACACCAAUGGCUGGAUGCUUGCGUGUGAUCCGAAGUCCGGCUACCGCAAGAAGCUGGAGAAGCGCAUUCACAAAGAGAACACUUCGAUCUGCGAACAGGUCUUCUCGUGGUUCCGCAACUUUUCCCCUAUCAUCAAUGAGAUGCGAGCCCACCGGCACAAAUUCUUCUUGUUGCUUCUAUCCAAGCGUCACAACGAGUCCAUUGAGGGUGGCAACAUUCGGUAUUUGCAUCCAACUCGCCUGCCAAACCUCUUCAAGAAUGCGAAGUCUGUCUCAUACCUAUGUGGCAAGAAGUCCAACACGAAGAAUGCAAUUGGCAAACCCUCGUCUGGCAACAAGAUGGUCAUGAAGGGCAAGUCCAUGAAGAGUAAGUCCAUGAAGUACAAGAAGUGA
Messenger RNA from Durusdinium trenchii, 1152 nucleotides. Lineage: Eukaryota; Dinophyceae; Suessiales; Symbiodiniaceae. The record is from the annotation of a GenBank genome assembly.